AUGAAAUUGCUUGUGCUUCAUUUGUUAUACUUGGGCUUUAUUUGCCUAUGUCGCUGUCAGGAGGACGACGAUAAUGUCAGAAGGAUAAUGAAGGAAAUGGAAGUAAUGCCGGAAAUAUUAGAUGAGCCUCCAAGGGAGUUACUGAGGAUAAAAUAUGACAAUACCUUUGACAUUGAGGAGGGCAAGUCAUAUACUCCGAGCGAACUUAAAUUCCAACCCAGACUUGAUUGGAAUGCGGAUCCCGAGUCCUUUUACACCGUUCUUAUGAUUUGUCCUGAUGCUCCGAACCGUGAGAAUCCCAUGUAUCGAUCUUGGCUCCACUGGUUGGUGGUUAAUGUCCCCGGAUUGGAUACAAUGAAGGGUCAGCCCAUUUCGGACUACUUUGGACCUCUGCCACCAAAAGAUAGUGGUGUUCAGCGCUAUCUUAUUUUGGUGUAUCAGCAAUCGGAUAAGUUGGAGUUCGAUGAGAAGAAAAUAGAGCUGAGUGAUGCCGAUGGACAUAGUAACUUCGAUGUGAUGAAGUUCGCUCAGAAGUACGAGAUGGGAACUCCUGUAGCAGGGAAUAUUUUCCUAUCCAGAUGGGAUGAAUAUGUUCCGGAAUUGAUGAAAACACUUUACGGAGUCAAUGAGUAACUAUUUUGAUGGGGUUCUGAGCGGUUUCAAUGUUCCUUGGUUGCGUUUAUAAUUAUUAUUCUUCUUGUUUAUGUUAAUAAAGUGAUUUAGUUAGCUAUGAGCAUUCCAAA
This is a messenger RNA of Drosophila ficusphila, 743 nucleotides long. RefSeq names its product putative odorant-binding protein A5 (gene a5). NCBI's taxonomy places the organism in Eukaryota, Metazoa, Arthropoda, Insecta, Diptera, Drosophilidae. Bases 1 to 633 code for a protein of 210 amino acids. The record is from RefSeq and is a predicted model, not a curated record. The transcript is spliced from 2 exons.